Molecule: messenger RNA, 3549 nt
Organism: Scylla paramamosain (green mud crab)
Lineage: Eukaryota; Metazoa; Arthropoda; Malacostraca; Decapoda; Portunidae
Exons: 7
Coding region: 557-1564 (335 amino acids)
Source: RefSeq, a predicted model, not a curated record
UCGCUAAAACAAACACCACAGGCACACACUUUUGGAAAUUCGUGUUUUUCAGGCUCAUUUUCCUCGGUUGAAUAUUGAUAUCUACAGUGGAUGGGUAGCAAGUAAGCGGUUAAGUUUGCUUCCCUAUUCCUUCAAGUUUGGUAGUCAGGCGUAUCUGGAGGCGUGUUGAAUCACCUUGAAGGAAUGGUGCACAGCCUCGGUACCUGCUGCACCUCAUUGUACUUCUACACAGGUAAACAAACCCCAAACACGGCAAUAAAAAGAAAAACAACGAAAGUAAAAGUAAGAUCUGCGCUGGUGAAUAUCGUGUGCGGUGAAAGAGAACCACAGGAGAAAAUGGAAAGAUGAGCCACGCUGGAGCCGAAAUGAGACAUAAUAGAUAGAAGGAAAAUAUUGCAGGACAUCGCUAACCCUUAGACCUGGAGUGGUAGAAACACUAGAACAGUACCACUUCAGCCUCCUUGCACGCAACACCUCCGACGAUAUCCGCAGCUCCUCCUCAUCCUUCUCCUCCUCCUCCUCGACUUGAAUUCCCUGGCUCAGGCGCAACGGAGGCAUGGCGGACGAGGCAAUCACUUGGCAACAGGUUAACCAGCAUCUGGGUCUUGUGUUGCCUGACGGGCCCAAUCAAGCCGCCUGGAGGAGCUUCGUCAUUGAGCUCUUCCGUCAGGUACAGUCGAUGGAGGAGCAAAACAGGAGGAACUACAGGCCAAACGUGUGGGAUUUUUGCGUCCUGCACUCCAGCCACCCCAGCGACAUCGCCACCGCCAGGAACUUCAAGCGACUCCUCACCACCUCGCUGGGACUGUUCGGACGCACUUUGGGGGACGUGAACUUCGGAGAGCGCACUCUGGAGGCGGCCGAGGCGAUGGUAGAUGGCAGCACCAAGGUGUUCGUGCUGGCCACCAGACACAUGAGCCGUGUCGACGUGCCCAAGCUAGUCUACCAGGAAGUGCUGAUGGAGGAGCUGCUGCAGGAGAGGUGGCGUGAGAGGAUGGUGCCCCUGGUGGUGCAAGGUAACUUCAGGCUUCCCUUCGGUCUGCGGAACAUCCGACCCAUCCCCUUGCUGGACGACCCCUCCACUGCUGAGAUGGUGAGCAGCUUCAUCUCCGUGGACACGCAGAUGGAGGUGCGGGCGAAGAGGCGAAGGAGCGAGGAAAUAUUCAACAACCAACUGAGGCGCCAGAGAGCUCGGCGCUUGGUGGAGAUCAGAGAGACAGUGACAGAGCUGAGGCAAAGAUUUGGAGAUGACUUUGACCCCACUACACAGCUUGACCAGAUGACUGAGGCGUUGCGCAACAUCACGGUGGCUGACGUGCCGGGCGUGGACCAACAAGUGAACCUCAGCAACUGCAACAACGUCAACGUGGGGCCUUCCAUCCACUUCAUCGUGAGGUGCGACGACUCCACCACUCCACCGCACCCCAGCAGCCCCUCCACCAACCGCCACGGAGCCUCCACCAGUGCUUACGCGCCCUCCACUACAGAUCUCACCACGGAUUUCAAUGACUCUUACUGCGGAGCCGUUACUGAAUCCACCUACGCCGCCUCCGUCACUCUUUAGCUUUUGCGUCACCCACCUCUCUCUCUCUCUCUCUCUCUCUCUCUUACACCCAUCCAUGAACGUAUCUUUCUAUUCUUUUUAUUCUUUGAAUAUCUCUUUUUCGUUUAUUUAUCUAGUGUAAAUACCUGUUUGAGUGAAUGAGAUGUGGGUGAAGCAAAACAAUUACCUAAGUACAGCAUUCAUUUCAUUUCCCGGCACACCCUUUUAGAAGCAGGUGGUCAACAUGCAACAGGUACUGGUCUUGCAUCGAAGCCUCAAAUGUUCAUCUUACCUCACCUGGCCUGAACUGGGUCUAAUGGAAGUUAUUGGGGAAUUUUCAGAGGUGUCGUAAUUCUAGUGAUCGUUUUACUGGCUCUAGUGGACGUUAUUGAGGGAGUUUAAAGGUGUUCUCGUGAUCUUAGAAGAUGAAUUGGCUCUUGUAGAAGUCACUGGAGUUUUUAAGGAUGAUUUCAUGAUUUUAAUGGUCGUUUUAAUGCAUAUAGUGGAAGUUAUUGGAGAUUUCAAGAGUGUUUUCGUGAUUUUAGAAGUUUAGUUGGCUCUUCUAGAAAUUAUUAGAAUUUUCAAGAAUGUUUUCAUGAUUCUAAUGAUAAUAUAACGAGAUCUAUAUCUACUGGAAGUUCUUGGAAAGUUGAACUCGCUCCUGUGGAAUUAACUAGAGUUACCAAGGAUAUUUUCAUGAUUCUAGUGAUUGUGCAACUGGAUCUAAUUAAAGUUAUUGGAAGUUUCAGUUGAAGUGUGUUUUCGUGAUUCUAAAAGUUUGCCUGGUUCACGUGGAAGUUAAUAGAGUUUUUAAGAAUGUUUUCAUGAUUCUUGUGAUAAUGUAACUGGGUCUAGUGGAAGUUAUUGGGAUUUUUAAGGGCGUUUUCGUGACUGUAAUAGUAUUUCAACACCCUUUGGAAUUUUUGAAUGUGCUUUUCGUUAUUCUAGUGAUAUUUUAACGAGGACUCAUCAGCAUUAGUGGAAAAAAAAAGAAAGAAAAAGAUACCCAUGAGAUCCUGAUUACUUGCCUUGCUUAUCUUUAAAAAUAGUUGUGAUAGUUGUAAUAUGGUCUUUUAAUUAAAUUGUUAAAUAUUUCCAUUCUCAAACGUUUUGGCGCUCUAUCUCUAUAAUGUCUGCAUUUCUAAUGGAAGUUGAUGAGGUUUUCAAGAAUGCUUUAAUGAUUGUUGUGAUCACAUAACAAGGCUCUUGCAUCAUUAAUGGGUAAAAAAAAAGAUAAUAAUAAUAAUAAAAAUAUAUAAAUAAAUAAAUAAGUAUCUGUAAAUAUUUGAGAAUAAUCCUAAUAAGAAUUCUGGAGUGUUUCAAAAUGCAUUUACUCAGCUAUAAUGUAACACAGAGAGGCAGUAACACAAACAUUGUUAUACAAUAAGUAGAGAUGCCGAGGUUCGUGUUUUAAGCAUUGAAGCGUCUUAUCUUCACUGUACAAUUAUAUCAACAGAGUAUAAAGAAUUAUAUAAGAGUUUUCAAGAGUAUUUUUAUGAAUCUAGUGAUAGAUUGAUAAGUAUUCUGCACGUCACUUAGAAUUUUAUAGAAUUAUGUAUCAUCUACUGGAGUUUAAUAGGAUUGUGUACAGUCAGUUAGAGUUCAAUAGAAUUCUGCACCGUCCACUGGAGUUUAGCAGUGAUUCUACACCAUCUAUUGAAAAAAAAAAUUGUGAUAACCCAAAUAAUCAUCUCUGUAGUUUUAGAAAAUAUCCUCAUGUAAUUAAGUCUAAGGGGUUUAAAAUACGAGCCCCUGAAUCUUAUGAUAACAUGUAGAAGUCCCAGUGUUUAAAUCUAGAUCUAAGAAUUGAUGCUUAUCUGCUUCACCUAACCCACCGGGCUGCUCUAAGCUAUAAAAAUAAAUUCAUAAAUAAAUAUAAAAUACACACGUUAAGACUUUGUUAUACUGUAGUUUGCAUAUGUUACCCAAAUAAUAUUAUAAAUAUGUUUAUGUGAUGGAGACAGGUUUUUGUUUAAUAUAAAUUAAUAAACUGUUAUAUAAUUAUA